AUGGACCAUAGUAAACCAUGUUAUUUUUUGUUCCCAUUGCUUGUCACAUUGACAUGCAUCAUAGGACCAUCAUGGGGACAAACGGAGGCCGAGAUACUACUCGAGUUCAAAACCUCUUUAGCCAAUUACGGCUCUCAGCUAGACGAUUGGAAUGCCUCGGGUCCAGGUCCAUGCACCGGUGACAAUACGAACUGGACCGGCGUACGCUGCAGCAACGGUUCGGUCUUUGGGCUGAAGCUCGAAAAUAUGGGUCUAAAGGGUGCAAUCGACAUAGACACACUAAUGGGGUUGCCACUUUUGCGUACCCUGAGCUUUAUGAACAACAGCUUCGUUGGUCCAUUCCCUCAAGUGAACAAGCUUGUUUGUUUGAGAGUCUUAUAUUUGGCAAACAAUAGUUUCUCCGGUGAGAUACGUGACGACGGUUUUGCGGGCAUGAACGCAUUGCAAAAGUUUUUUCUCGGAUGGAAUAACUUAUCCGGUCCGAUUCCGGGAUCGUUGGCGACAUUGCCGAAAUUGUUGCAGUUGAGCCUUGAGUGGAAUCAUUUUGAAGGGCGGAUACCGGAUUUCCAACAGGAUAAUUUGAAAUUUGUUAAUCUAGCUCAUAACAACCUCGAUGGUCCGAUACCAUAUAGAUUGAGCAACAUGAACCCGAACUUUUUUGCAGGAAACAACCUAUGCGGAAAACCACUGGCCCAAUGCAAAUCCUCAAGAAAGAAGCGAACCAUCAUAAUAAUCAUCGUGGUAAGCGGCUCAUUGGUCGUCUUAGCUCUCAUCGCAGCCGUUUCCUACAUCCUCGAAGAUCCAACCAUAGCAUCCCAAUUCAAAAAACCAGAAAACAACGUAAAAUUGGGGAACAUCAGUGAAGACAAAUCAGCCAAUUAUUACAAAAAAUCAGACGAAAAUAUGAAGCUGCAUUUCGUGAGGAACAAAAGGGAGAGGUUCGAGUUGCAGGACUUGCUCCGGGCCUCGGCUGAGGUACUCGGAGGAGGGAGCUUUGGGUCGACUUACAAAGCUGUGGUUUCGAACGGGCGAGCCAUGGUGGUGAAGAGAUUCAAGCAAAUGAAUAAUGUGGGGAAAGAGGAGUUUGUUGAGCACAUGGCUAGACUAGGAAGAUUGCACCACCCUAACGUGCUUCCCCUUGUGGCGUUCUAUUAUAGAAGAGAAGAGAAGCUUUUGGUCUCUGAUUUUGCUCCCAAUGGAAGCCUGGCUACUCAUCUUCAUUCUAGGCGUGGUCCAGGACAAGCAGGGCUUGAUUGGCCAACUAGAUUGAAGGUCAUCAAAGGAGUAGCAAAGGGUUUGGCUUACCUUUACAACCAACUCUCCAACCUCACACUACCCCAUGGCCAUCUCAAAUCCUCCAAUGUGCUCUUAAACCAUACAUUUGACCCCCUUAUAUCGGACUACGGCCUAACCGCCGUCGUCAACAAACAACAAGCCCAACAAUUCAUGGUGGCAUACAAAUCACCCGAAUUCUCCCAAUACGACCGAACGACACGGAAGACCGACGUAUGGAGCCUCGGAAUACUCAUCCUUGAACUACUAACAGGUAAGUUCCCGGCCAACUACUUGACACAGGGCAAAGCAAGCAAUGCGGAUUUGGCUACGUGGGUGAACUCGGUCGUGCGAGAAGAAUGGACCGGCGAGGUAUUCGACAAGGACAUGAACGGAACAAAAAACGGGGAAGGCGAGAUGCUGAAGCUGUUGAAGAUUGGAAUGUGUUGCUGUGAAUGGAAUGUUGAGAGGAGAUGGGAACUGAAAGAGGCUUUGGAGAAGAUUGAAGAGUUGAAGGAGAGGGAUAGUGAUAGUGAUCAUGUUGGAGACUAUUCUUCCUACGGCAGCGAAGGGGAGGCGUGAACGUCUCAAGCAGUUACAGAAGAGGGUUCUGCAUCCUCGAUUCAGGGUUGA
This is a messenger RNA of Hibiscus syriacus, 1905 nucleotides long. Its product is annotated as probable LRR receptor-like serine/threonine-protein kinase At4g31250. Gene Ontology annotation, molecular function: protein kinase activity; protein binding; ATP binding. Gene Ontology annotation, biological process: protein phosphorylation. The record is from RefSeq and is a predicted model, not a curated record. Lineage: Eukaryota; Viridiplantae; Streptophyta; Magnoliopsida; Malvales; Malvaceae. The transcript has 3 exons.